GCCAUGUCGCGAAAGCCCACCACAUCAGAGCCGCCGAAGCGGAGAAGAGCAGACGGCACAAGGUCGCGAAAUGGGUGCCGCACCUGUCGCGCCCGCCGUAUUAAGUGCGAUGAAACUCCAAACCAAUGUAAAAACUGCACAUCAACCGGGCGCUCCUGCACCUAUGACAUCCACCGUCUCCCGCGCGCAGCAAAUAACACGCACCGUCAUCCCCAAAACCUACUGACUCAAGUAACGGAUGGCUUUCGCUGGGCGAUAACAUCCGACGAGCGGCGCUGCUUCUCGCACUUUCAACACUUCACAAUCCCAGGAUUACUGGAACUAUUCGACUCGGAACUAUGGAAACAGCUCGUCCUUCAGAUCAGUUACACGGAGCCGGCGGUCUACCACGCUGCGGUAGCCUUGAGCGCCAUACACCAGGACGUUGAGGUAUCGGGGAUGCCAUUGCCGGGCCAAACUCGGCAGAAUAUCUGGCAGAAGUUUGCACUUGAACAGUCCGCACGCUCGUUCGGGAUUCUGAGUCGACGGCAUGCGAGUGAUCCACGCCUACGAGAAGUCAUGCUGCUAUGUUGUCUUCUGUACUCGCUCCUAGAGCUCCUACAAGGCCAAUACGAGCGAGCCUGCCACCACCUGCAAGGCGGCCUACGCAUCCUCCGAGAGCUGAAGGUCCAGGAACCUCUAGCAGACGAGACCGAGUCACCAGUGGAGAAGUGCUUAGUGGCAGCAUUCGUACAGCUAGACAUCCAGUCGACAUACUACGGCGUCGACGGGCCAGUUCUCUGCGUGGACAACGAACUAGGCAAAUACCAAUGGCAACUGAAGAAUGCCGACUCCUUCACAAGCCUGAUCGAAGCCCGUCAAGCCAUCGAGCCCCUAGUCAGUGGCGUGUUUCGAUUCACAUCGCAAUCCUGGCCACUAUCUCCCGCCGACGUGGCGAGAGAUUACAACUCUUUGCUUCCGCGGCAAUACCAACUCCUCUCUCAACUAACCCACUACGCCGAACUAUUCACUCCAUUCUACAGCCACGCAUACCCCGCGCUCACACGAAAAGAGCAACGCGGCUCCGACAUCAUCUACAUCCUCCACCGGACCCUCACAUUAUCCGUCAAAACCUGCCUCCUAGCCAAGAACCCCGCCGUGCUCGACCUCUACACACCGGAGUACCAAGAAGCAUUAUACCUCGUCGAGGCACUCUUACAGCGGUACCCGGAACGACCAGCAUUCACACUCGACGUGGGCAUCCUACCCAGUCUGUACCUGAUUUCCUUCGGCUGCUACGAUAUUCGGGUACGACUACGCGCCAUCGAAGUGCUACAGCAAUGGCCACAUCGCGAGGGACUGUUCGAGUCGAAGUGGGCGUCGUUCCUCCUACUGGAGUUUGUGAAGGCGGAUAUCAAGAAAGAUGCGGAGAACGUGCCAGUAGGAACAAUGGAUGAGAAGUCGGAUGCUGGGUCAAGUUCCGCUGCGAGCUCGCCAUCCGCUACGGUGGAUCAGUAUAUGUCUACCGUGGGGCAUAUUGAGCGCAUUCAGCAGCAGAUUAUGAGCGGUCAGGAUUUUGUCUUGCAGGAUGCCCUGCAGAGCGCGGAUUAUUUGACGUCGUGGUCGUGUGUGAAGGCGAUUGCGCCGAAGAGGGGGCGUAUGGCUUAACUGAAUUCAUCAUACUGUGCCACCCUAUAUAAUAUAUCAGAAAUAUAUCUUAAAACGUGG
Aspergillus vadensis CBS 113365 is the source of this 1707-nucleotide messenger RNA. Its product is annotated as Zn(II)2Cys6 transcription factor domain-containing protein. NCBI's taxonomy places the organism in Eukaryota, Fungi, Ascomycota, Eurotiomycetes, Eurotiales, Aspergillaceae. Gene Ontology annotation, molecular function: DNA-binding transcription factor activity, RNA polymerase II-specific; zinc ion binding. The coding region runs from base 4 to 1647 and encodes 547 amino acids. Gene Ontology annotation, biological process: regulation of DNA-templated transcription. The record is from RefSeq and is a predicted model, not a curated record. The transcript is spliced from 2 exons.